GCGUACGGCCGAGCUUCUGAUCGCAUGCGCUGAGCACAAGCUUCGUCUUGAAAGGGCCUCUCAUCAUGGUGAGGACGACGAUUGCGACCCGGAGCGAGAACGUCCAGUCUCGGCAGGCAUCAUGUCGUAGACGAUGCGUCCGAUUGGAGGCGGUGAGAAACGAAUUGUGAAUUUCGUUGCCGCAGGGGUGUCAGAAGACUGCCGCCAUGUUUAGCCUUGUGAUUGGCACUGUGGUGUGGGCCACAUUGCCCCAGCACCGGGCGGCCACGCUCGCUGCGGGCACCGCAUGGACGCUGGUCAAGGGAGUGCGGAACCACAUUCGGGCGCGCAAGGCGGAGGACGGGGCCAGCUCCGUGGUGGAUGAAGUCAGCACCGGCGUGGCACUGGAAUGGCAGGACGUGCGCAUGACGCUGCUGGACAAGAAGGGGCGCGCCAAGAAGCACAUUCUGCGUGGCGUCAAUGGGAAGGCCUCCCCCGGGCGACUGCUGGCUAUCAUGGGGCCCUCCGGGAGCGGGAAGACGUCGCUCCUGAAUGCGUUGGCGGGCCAGACCCAGAAGGCGAAGCGGGUAAAGCUGGUGGGGUGCCUGUUGGUGAACGGCAAGGAGAGCGCCUCCCUCAAGGAGCACAAGGUGGCCUAUGUGCGCCAGGACGACAUCUUCUACUCGCAGCUGACGGUGCGUGAGACGCUGCGCAUGGCGGCCCAGCUGCAGCUGCCGCAGUCGCAGCCGGACGAGGAGAAGGAUGCAUACGUAGAGGAGCUCAUUCUGCACCUGGGCCUCGUUGCGUGCGCGGACACCAUCGUGGGUGACGACCGUCGCGUGCGCGGCAUCAGUGGCGGGGAGCGCAAGCGCCUCAGCAUCGCGUGCGAGCUCAUCUCUAGCCCUAGCAUCAUCUUUGCCGACGAGCCCACCACAGGGCUCGACUCGUUCCAAGCCGAGAAGGUGGUGCGCACGCUGCAAAAGCUGGCCCGCGAUGGCCACACUGUGGUGUGCAGCAUCCACCAGCCACGUGGCAGCAUCUUCCAGAUGUUUGACGACCUGGUCCUGCUCGCUGACGGCCAGCUCGUGUACCAGGGCGCCGCCGAGGGCGCGCUGCCCUUCUUUGAGGAGCAGGGGCACAAAUGCCCCGAGCGCUACAACCCGGCCGAGUUCUAUGCGGACCUCAUCGCAUACGACUUCUCCACCCCUGACCUGGAGGCGGCCAGCCGGCAGCGCGUGACGCAGCUCCAGCAGGCCUUCGUUAAUUGGCACACGAAACACAGCGACAGCACCGCAGGGGCGGCGGCAGAGGACGGCAAGGAGGGGACGGAGAAGCCGCUGAUCAAGCGCGCGAAGCAGGCGGUGGGGAAGCAGGGCAGCGGGUGGCGGACGCAGUUCCGGCUGCUGCUCGAGAGGUCCUGGCGGCAGGUGACGCGCGACAAGACGACCAACGUCGUGCGCGGCGCCAUGAACGUCACGUCGGCGCUCAUCUUCGGGUCCAUCUUUUGGCGGCUCGGCUUGAAGCAGUCCACCAUCCAGGACAGGAUGGGCCUCCUCCAGGUUGCUGCCGUAAACACCGCCAUGGCCUCCCUCACAAAGACAAUCAACGCGUUCCCGCGCGAGCGCGACAUUGUAAACCGCGAGCGCGCCAAGGGGCAGUACGGCGUGUCGCCCUACUUCGUGAGCAAGCUGGUGGCGGAGCUGCCCAUCGCGGCGCUGUUCCCGCUCGGCUUCGGCUGCCUCCUCUACCCCAUGGCAGGCCUCCACGCCGGGGCCGCCAGGUUCGCCCAGUUCCUGGGCCUGGUCACUCUGGAGUCGUUCACCAGCAGCGCGCUGGGCCUGGCGCUCGGCUCGUUGUCGCCCACCACGGAGGCCGCGCUCGCGCUCGGGCCGUCCGUCAUGGUCCUCUUCAUCGUCUUCGGCGGAUACUACAUCAACCCGGACAAUGCGCCGCGUGCGUUCCGCUGGAUCCCGCGCGUGUCGCUCAUCAAGUGGGCCUUCGAGGGUCUGUCCGUGAAUGAGUUCCGCGGCCUUACCUUCGACGCGGCCGAGCCGGGCGACCAGGCCACCGGCGAGGGCGUGCUCAAGCGGCUCGGCUUUGGGGACUCCAGCAUCCAUGGGGCCGCGUACCAGCAGGCGCGCCUGCUUGGCUUCUUCUACCUGCUGACCUUCUCCAUUCUGAAGGACAAGGAGCCCAAGUUCCUGACGAUGGAGGCCCCGCCCCCCAGGCUGGAAGAGUUGGACGCGGACUCCGUUAGGGCAUGACGGGACAUCGUCAAUCAAUAGAGCAGCCUGCGGCGGUGAUUCUGCCUUUGAGCGUUGCGGCUGAGAGAGGAGGUUGGCAACCAGAUUGACGGGAAAACGAGAGAAAGACAUGUUGAAACGGGGAGCAGUGCAAUAAAUGAGAUGACGUUUUCUUGCUCAAGACGAGUACUGUAAGGCAUAGUCGGGAUCCUCACAGGUUACACGACAUUGUAUUCUAGAACGACAUGCGAGUCGGGUACGUCAUGGUCGAAGCUAGUGGGUGGAUCUUUUUGUUACAUCGUGUCAGCUCUCGGAUCACAACGGUGUACUUUCUCAGUUGACCCCAUGUGCCUUGGAUGCCAGUGAGACAGCUCCCGCGCUAGCUGUGCAGUUGGAGAGAACGAGAUUCGGGCGGC
Messenger RNA from Klebsormidium nitens, 2638 nucleotides. NCBI's taxonomy places the organism in Eukaryota, Viridiplantae, Streptophyta, Klebsormidiophyceae, Klebsormidiales, Klebsormidiaceae. The record is from the annotation of a GenBank genome assembly.